This is a messenger RNA of Helianthus annuus (common sunflower), 3476 nucleotides long. RefSeq lists its product as uncharacterized. Bases 374 to 3304 code for a protein of 976 amino acids. Lineage: Eukaryota; Viridiplantae; Streptophyta; Magnoliopsida; Asterales; Asteraceae. The record is from RefSeq and is a predicted model, not a curated record. The transcript is spliced from 11 exons.
UAAUUAAAAUAGUGUUUUUUAAAUACUGAUUUGAUUUCAUAGGGGUAAAAUAGGGCUUUCAUAUACUUUCAAAUCAAUAACCGUAUCUAUUAUACCUGAUUUCUCUCUCCAUUACGAUUUUUACGCUCGAAGAAACAGGGUGAUUCUUCCCACCAAAGAUUAUAAGAUUAAGCAGAUACAAUGAGCCCUAAAAUCGAAAUCGUAUACAAUCGAAAGAAGCGAAGGACGUCGUCUGAUACAAUGGAACGAAGGACGAAGAAGAAGAUGGAUCAUUCAACUGUAGAAGACACUACAAAUCGGCGGCUUAUACUACCAAAAAUUAAGAAAUCAACCUCUUAAAAAAGUCAGGUCAAGCCAUCGGCUUAGGGGCAAAAUGUACAAAUCACGUUUCAAAAACACGAUUGACAGACCAUUGGUAUGUAGUGACUCAGAAACGUCAAAUAAGGACGAAAAAGAUGGUGAUGAUGGGAUGAAUGAUGUGGGAAAUGCGAAAACAAGAGAAGAUGUUCCGCCGUCGAUAAAAAACACACAAUACCAGGAUGUUAAUGAUAGUCAACUUGUCGUACACCCAUCCGUCAAUAUAACAUCAGAAAAAGAUCGGCUGCGAGACCCGGAUGACGAUUUUGUCGACACCCCACCACCGGGUAAACGACGGAAAUCGGCUGCCAAAAGAGGAACGUCUUGUGGAAUGCAUCAACAAGUGAGACAGCCAUAUAAGCCAUUCACGGGUGCACGGAUCAGGCCAAAAGUAGGUAUCGACAAUCUGAUAACACUAGCAUCCGGCCUAAAUGAGGAACAACGUCAGAAAGUGGAUGAAAUUGGGUUUGGGUCGAUAUUUGGUUAUAAGGUGACAGGUGUGCCUACUGCUUUGGCAAACUGGUUGGUUAUAAAUUACGACCCAGACAAUGGUAUUUUAAACGUGGACGGUGGGCGCUCUGUAAACAUAUCGUCGGAGCUUGUUAGGAGUGUUUUCGGACUGCCUAUGGGUCCAACGGAUCUUGCUGAAAAAAAGAAAGCGAGCAAAAGGAAGGAUGUUGUUGUCCAAGCGUUCAGAGAUCAGUUUAAGCAUAUGGAUAUCACCCGCUUGUCGCCAGUUCAGCUGAUGAAAUACAUAUUGGAUUGGCAGUCUGAUAAUGGAAGACUGUUUGUACUGAACUUCUUGAUUCUUUACUUCUCACUCCUAGGAGAAACCACGACGAACAACUCCGUCAAUGUGCGAUUCAUUUCAAAUAUUCAGCCGGACGUGGAUAUCAAAAGCUUCAAUUGGUGUGCGUACAUGAUCUCGUGUCUCAAAAGAACGAAAACAGCGUGGCAUGGUGGCGAUGAUGCUUUUCGAGGGCCUAUGUUAUUACUUGCGAUUGCUUAUGGAAUUGUGUUAAAGAAGAUACCUUCAUCACACAGUUCAAAUAUUAUUGAACUUGUAGAUGAUGAUCUUCUGGACAAUCUCGAAUGUGAUAUAGAAAGGAUGCAUACUGAACAAAAUAAGAAGACAAAGACAAGGGAAGAUAAAAAACACAAACGAGCAGAAGGGGUUGAGUGUGCUAGAAAAAAAUUCAAGAAGCAAAAACAAGGCCAGAAAAAGGGAAUCGAGAUCGAAGAUGAUGAUGCGCACUUGGGUAUAUACAGACACUGUGCUGAUUACCUCCUGUCACAAACUGACACCCAAACAUGUGCAUUAUUUGUAGGUCCGGAUGGCGAAGUCCGCAUUCUGAUGGUCUCUCAGUAUGGUGACACUCCAUCAGCAUCAGGAACAUCAGUUCAGGACGAUUUUGAGCUGGUUCGAGCCAAUUUGUUGGAUAACUUGUUUAGUGAAUUUGAGAUAUGCGUUCACAAGAUCAAUAACACCAUAACAGAAUCGUGUCUGAUGUUCCCGGAUAGUGAUCUGCUGAAACAGAAAGGAUUGGAGUGGAAGGAGUUAAUGAAAGUGCUGCUUGUCGUUGACGAUGAGGAAAAAAAGGAUGGAGAUGAAGUGGAAAAGGGAGAUCAAAACGUUGAGGCAGAAAAGGAUGAUGUUGCUGAGGAAGUUGAACCAGUUGAUCCGCAAAAAGGUAGUGUAUCAUUAGACGGAUAUAAAACUCCUACGAACGAGAAAAAAAAAGAUCAUAUAACACCACACACUUCUCCCUUUUCACCAAUGACGGCUUCGUUUGUCGCAGAACUGGACAAAGUUGUUGAAAGGGUUCAAAGUGAAAAAACACCAGAGACAAAGUUCAACGUUUCAGGAAUUGAAACGGUGAACUUGUCAACAAGACUGGCCGAUGCAUCAACGGAUGAAAAACGUAAAGAAGUAACGGAGCCUGUUCAGCGUCAGAGAUCGCCAAGGCCGAAACAAACAAUCAAGCUUCCGGCGGCACUGCGGUCACCGUACGUGCAUCAGCCUGUUAUGUUGAGAACCGCUCGUGAUAAGGCUGAAGAAACACUUGCUCGAUGUAUAUUUUCUGCAGUAGGAAACGUAUGGGAUAUUUUGUUCAGCGACAACGGUAACGUGUCGGUUAUGAGGGGGCCUUUUGAAUCGAUGAUGCCUGGUGUAACUGUGCACGUGAAUGUCAUCAGUGCCUGGGCCGCAUUGUUGAACCAUGAAGAAAAAAAGAGGAGGAUGGGGACAUCCCCAAGAUUAUUCUGCAAUGCAGGAAUGCUGCUGGAAAAAGAUUUCGCGUUGUCUGAAGAUGGACGAUUAGCAGAAUUUACGAACAACAUGAAUGCUGUGCUUGAUUCAACAGAACCAAAAGUAUUUAAAGGCAACUUUGAGAUGGUGUUUAUACCUAUGUUGACCGGGCAACAUUACUAUCUGCUGUUUUUCAACUUGAGAACAAGAGAUGUCUUUAUUAUUGACAACAUAGAAGGUGCUGCAGGCUUAGAAAGAUACCAAGGAAAUGUGGAGAAGAUGAUAAGUACAUUUUGUCGGUAUCUAAGACCGAUGCAUCCAAAAAUCGCUGCACAGCUAAGGAAUACACAACCAGUUCGACUAGAGUUGCCAUGGCAAACACUUUACAAUGGCAUCGACUGUGGUAUUUUCCUUAUGCGGCAUAUGGAAACUUACAAUGGAACACACGUUGGACAUUGGAUGUGUGGUUUAUCGAAUGAGAGGGACGUUACUGGCUUGGUUUUGCCUGAUCAAGCACGCGAAAUCGAGGAUCUGCGUAAGAAGUACCUCUCAAAAAUGCUCCUAAGCGAUGUGAACACGGAACGGGGACAAGUGGAACAAGAAGUACAAGAAUAUGCACUUUUGGACGAGGAUGAUAGGUUGAGAAUGGAAGAGAAUGCAAUCAAUCGGAUUGCUGAAAGGUUGGGAGCUGAAGUGUAAGUGGACAGCAGAACAAGUUAAACUUUUUGUUAAAAGACAAACAUUUUGGGAAAUAUAGAUUAUAUGAUGUGUUAGCGUUUUGGCAAAGUUGUGAUUAUGGUGUAGUUUGACUAUGUAAAGUAUGAUUACAAUCGUAAGCUGUUUGUGUUUUACACACCUUUUUAUUCUGGUG